GCCCGGAGCCGCCGUCUUGCAGCCGCCGCUUCUCCGCGGCCCUGCUGCCGCCCGCUCCGGCCCCGGGACCCGGGCCUCCUGCCGCCCCUCCAUUCCCCCCCCCCGCCGGGCCCGCCGCCUCGGCUCCUCGUUUCGACCUCCCCCUCCCGGGCCCGGCCAUGGCGGACUUCGAUGAGAUCUACGAAGAGGAGGAGGACGAGGAACGAGCGCUGGAGGAGCAGCUCCUCAAGUAUUCUCCCGACCCGGUGGUGGUGCGCGGCUCCGGCCAUGUCACCGUGUUUGGACUAAGCAACAAAUUUGAAGCAGAAUUUCCUUCAUCUUUAACUGGGAAGGUUGCACCCGAAGAAUUUAAAGCCAGCAUCAGUAGAGUUAACAGUUGUCUUAAGAAGAACCUUCCAGUUAAUGUACGAUGGCUACUUUGUGGAUGCCUUUGCUGCUGCUGCACUUUAGGUUGUAGUAUGUGGCCAGUUAUCUGCCUCAGUAAAAGAACACGAAGAUCGAUUGAGAAGUUAUUAGAAUGGGAAAACAAUAGGUUAUACCACAAGCUGUGCUUGCAUUGGAGACUAAGCAAAAGGAAAUGUGAAACGAAUAACAUGAUGGAAUAUGUCAUCCUUAUAGAAUUUUUACCAAAGACACCGAUUUUUCGACCAGAUUAGCAUUUGAUUUAUUUUUAAGAGACUUAUUCAAGUAUGUUGUCUUUCCAAUGGUGCCUUGCUUGGUGCUCUCCUGGUGGUGACAUAGCAUUGGUUCUACAGACUCUUGUGGUGUUUCCAUUCUUUUUUUUGUUUUGUUUUUCUUUGUUCAUUUGUUUUAAUAAGAGCAUGUUCUAAGUGCAUUUGGUCAAACUCUGCAAAGUCAUUUCAUGCAAAUGUUAACUACUACUUAAGUUAUUACUUUUACUACUUCUGUUUGUUAAUGUAUCUUGAUUUUCAGAGAGUCUUUUAUGUGUGCGCGCGUGUGUACAUAUAUUACUAUAAAUACACAGCUGAAAAUGUUCUACAAGUGAGCAGGUAUUUUUUUUUUUACCCCCAAAUGACAAAACUGUUUGAUUGUACAUUGUGUAAGUCCUCUUGAUUAUUAGUUUAUGUGCUGAAAUAUCAUCAAAGAUCUACCUAAACUUUUGUCAGUGACUAGUCAGUUGUAAAUAUUUUUAUUUCUUUUCGGAUAUUGGCUAGCUUCUUCCAACAAAAGAGGGUAAUAAAGUUCCUUUUGAAAUUGUGCUUUUUGGAACCCAUAUGCCAUUGCAUUAAUAGGAAUCUCUGUGCUUUUCAUGAAGAAGUCCUGUCAGCUGGUUCUGAAGAAGUUCUAAACUUAGAAGAAAAAAAGCAAAAUAGAAUUACUCAUAUUAGAAAAUUGUUGAACAAAUUGCAUGCAUCUGAUUAGUAGAAUUCAAGAUUUCAACAGUAUGUUAGUAUGUAAACCAAUAUUUUAUAUUGGUUUAUAAUGUAGCAGUUUUAAUUCAGGCUAAUGCCAUGUAUCAUUUUAUUUGUAUUGUUUACCAGACACAUACGGUGUACAGGGGUGCAGAAGAUUGUUUUACUAAAAUUUUUUCUCCAGGCAUACCUUUCAGGGUGGUGGGUUUUUUGUUUUUUGUUUUUUUUUUCCCAUUUUUAAUUUUAUUUUAAGCCACAUAAGCAGAAGAAAGUUAGAAAGUUAUUGGGCUAAUUUUGAAUAGUACAAUUCUGGGUACAAAUGCAGGUGCCAUAUGUCAGAAGUUAUCAAAAUAUGGUAUGCUGGUCAGCAGUGUAAAUGUAAUUAUGUUAAAUAAUUAUGUACUGCACCCUUGCUUCUGCUCAUUGUCUGCUUUUGGUUUACAAAUCUUAUUUUCUGCACAGUACGAAGUCUUUUUUUUUUUUUUUUAAACUGGGUAUUUGAUGUUUGCUUGGGUCAGGCCAGUUGUAUUUUAUUUCUUCUGCUUGUAUCUUAGUUGUACAUAUCUUCAAACAUAGCUUUUCUAAAUUGCUACCUAUGUUUUAAGGUUUGCUUUAUAUAUCUAAAAUUACUGUACAUGAACAUUAAUGUAAGCUAUGAAUAUCUUCCUUGUACAGUUGUGGUAGCAAGCAAUAAUGUGAAUAUAUGAAAAACAGAUACACUCUGCUUAAUAUUUGUAUGAAUGAGAAGUUGAUACCACUACAAGAGUAAUUUUCUCUUUUUAAUCUUUUAAAUACAAGUUUUAUUUCAAGGUAAUAUAUUACAGGUACCUUGAUGCUGUGAACUAUUUUUCUAUGUCUUCAAAAUAUUUAUUCUCUGUAAAAUAUUCUCCAGUGAGUAUUAUGUUCCUAAAUGUUUGAUAGUGGGAGUGAUCUAGGAACUUUUAAGUUUUCUUAAAUUCAUAUCUCUGUAUCAGCUCCCUAAAGCCACCCAUUGCUCAGCUUUUGUGUGUGAAUUCCUGCUGUUUACUUUGAAAAUAGCUCAGCUAUGCUUUUCAUACAGCCUACGAGUGUUUGUUUGAUUUGACUGAAGGUGACUUUUUAAUCAACAAGUAUCACUUUUGUGCUGUCUAGGUCUUCUGAGGCCCGCAGUGGUUUUCUUCCAAAGAAGCUAGUUACAAUGUUCACUUCUAUUUUCAUUUAAAAUCAGUUACAGCCUCUUCUUUAGUACAAAUCUGAUCUGCAGCACUCUUCACACUCAGAAGUAUUGUUGUAAUCUUGGACCAAUUUCAGCCUAUGAAGGAGGACAGAAGCUUAAAGUUGAUGGCAGCUGAAGUUCUGGGGGUUGAGAGUUGCAGUGAUGAGGUUGAAAAUGAACUUAAAUAAUAGCUAGUGUUUAAUAUUGGUGACCAGAAAUGUAUAUUGAUUUCUCUCAGUUUCCAAUAAAAUGAAUACUGAAUAUGCCAUGCCUAGAUUUUGUUAUCAGUGUUCUCAGUUGACAGCGCAGGCAGAUUUUUACUGGUAGUUCUUCAGUGUCAGCCAGUGAUCUUAGUUUGCUCCCCAAGCUUCCCAUGCUGUAUUCUGUGACACUGUGACUACCUUGCCAAACCUGAUUCUUAAAGGUACUCCGAGAUUGAUGUGUGCUGAAACAAGUGCACUGAAUGCAGUCUGACUUUAAGAUUUGCGGAGAACACCUUGUUAGUUAGAAUACCUCAUAAGUAGUAAUGCUUUCUAAGAACUCAUCUGUUUUAGGUGCAUCUGCUGUUUGAUAUUUCUGUAUUUUUCUCUAUCACUUACUCUCUGAGAAUUCUAUUUGUAGAGGGUCCAAAGUAGGGCUUCGAGCAAAUAAAAGCCUAAAUCCCACAGUAAGGUGGUAGACUAGUUGCCUUUCAAAACAUUUCUUGUCUUAUUAAUAUCUCUGACUGAGCGUACUACCCAGAAAACUUGGGAAAGUGCAUUUAUAUAUAGAUGAGUUUAGCUCAAAAGCAUUGCUCCCUGUUGAGGUAGUACCCUUGUCUAGUAAGAAUGUUAGCAAGCAUUUUAGCACAAUGCCUUUCCAUUCAGUAAUUACAGUAACAAAAAUUGAACUGAAGAAAAACUUAAUCUCCUACUUAAAGCCUGCAGCAGUCAACAGGAUUUUUCUUUGAUAUUUUUUUCUAAAGUGUUUAAUUUUAUUUUGUAUGCCAGUAAGAAUACAUAUUUACCUUGUUUUUGUUCAAUUGACCAGGGUUGAAAUUGAGCAGAUCAGAAGCUGUAGUAGGACUUGUAAGACAGGCUGUUCUUUGCUAAAAUAAUUAUUACAUUAGAGUAACCUAUUCAGCUUCUAGUAACUCAGCAAUUCCUACAGAUCUUGUCUAUUCCCAUUUUCCUCGAGUAGUGAAAUUUAGAUAGCCACUUGGUAUUAAUCAUUUAACAAAUGAUUGUUGCUAAUUAUGUCUGUUUCACCUUUAGCCUGAUUAACUACUGGUAGAGGCAUCGUUGACUCUGUCAAAGCUAAUUAUUGUUUGUAGGUAUAGUGGCCUUCAGCUAGUCGUUUAAGAGUUAUUCUGUAACAUAAUAUUAAAAAAUAUAUUUUUAUUCUUUUAGUGAUACCUAGAAAUAAGUUUUGAGGCAGGAGGGCUUUCUUUCUGACCAUAUAUAAGAAUUCUGUAGAGUUUAUCUCUUGAUAAAUAAUUAUAAUGUGAAGUUUAAAAUGGGAUUAGCAAAUUUCACCAGAAAUUGUAAUGUUUGGGAAUAAGUUACAUUGUGUAAUAGUUUUAAUACACUGUGUAUGCAAAUCCAGAAACAGCUCUAGUAAAUCUAAAAAAUUCCCUAUGAUACACAAAACCAGGUGAAGUAUAUUAUAGGAACUUAUUUACAGUACUUAGACAUAAGCUAAAUCUGGAAAUUAAUUUGUUAAAUGACACUUUUACUUUGUAACUGUCAAGACCAUGUGCUGAAAAAAUACAUAUUUUUAAGUUACAUGCUUACUUAGAAGUCAGUUUUCAUUUUUCUAGCAGUCGUUGUCUAGCCCUGAAGGUUGCAGGGAAGAGCUUUAAAAUGCAAUCUGUAACUGCUUGGAAGGCAGAAGUCAAAGGGAAAGAAUUUGUCUUCAUUCCCUCCUCCCAGCCCCCAUCCUAGAGUCUUAAUUUUCAAUCAGUCCCCCUGUUUUGGGAGCCCUAGCUUAUAGUUUUUGAGCAGCUGGCAAUAAUGCAAGCUGUCCACCAAAAAGCCACCAUUUGAAUUCUGAAUAAUUUAGAGAUCACUUUAAUUGAAGAGGCAAAAGACUUGUUAAGCAAGAAAAUCCCUGGUUCUUUUAAGUUCUUUAAGCACUGCUGUUGGGUAAUUAAAAGAAGGAUAUUGAUGACCCUACAUUUGGUCACAAUCUGGAUGAUUUUGUGUGAAGGAAAUGCUCAAUUAGAGAGGUCUCAGAGCCCCGAAUCUCUGGUUUCACAGUAGCGACUUAUUAAUGAAGGGUUAAGAGGAGCUGGCUAGUUUGUACCCAUGACUAAAAUAACUCAUGUUGCUUUUCAGCUACGUUGCUUACAAAAACAAAGUAUUUAAAAAAUGCAGUCUCUAUUUGUCACCACUGAUUUGCUGUAAUUUCCAUGCUGCUUCUUCCUAAAGCCACAUUGCAUUUCUGUUACAAACAACUAGGUGUAAUGGUGGUUAUAAUGCCUUUAAUAGCCAUAUUGUAGGUAGAAAUAUUAACUACUCAGGGACUAAUAGGAAAUAGGAAAAUGGAGUUUAUGAGCUGAAUGCCUAUCUGCAUGAAGGCUUACUUGCAAACGGCACCCCGGAAAACUUCUGAUUGUAUUAUGCAUGACCAUUGUGAAUGUUACCAAUAUAUGGCAAUGAGAGCUCUAUUUACCCUGUAUUAUUAGGCUGCUGAAUGUCAAAGUAUGUUGAAUGAGGAUAAAUGAACUUUUUUUUCCCGCUGAUUUGGACAGAGUGAUUAUUUCUAACGGUGCUACCUUCUUCGUUGCUGUGUUUGUUCCUUGUAUCGAGUUCUCUCUUCAGGCUGGAUGAAUCAGGAGGUGCUGGUAAUGAGGAAACUGUGUCAUUCCUAGGGAAGUAGAAACAUUUCACAAGGGGAGAAGUACCCGAAAGCAAAUGCUUUCACUGGGAGAAGGAAAACAAAAAAAAGAAAAAAAAAAAAAAAGAAAAAAACCACAACCAAAACCAUCCUGCAGUUGUUCUUCAUUACAGAUUCGUUACAGAUAUCCGUUCAGGUUGUUCUGUUGCUAACAGUGUUUCGUAGUUGAUGAAUUUUUUUAAAACUUAUUUCACAAUGGUGUUUCAGUCAGCAUGGGCUGAAUUAGCAAUGAUUUUUUGCAAAUUUUUAAAAAGGAGUCCUUGUAUGAAACUGUUUCUUGACUUGUUCUGAUGUGUGCAUCUCCACCACGUGGCAUUUGGGUAGAACAUCUCUUAUUAACUGAAUGUUGAAUUUAUUUAAAAUUCUUCUGCUUCAAUUAGCUCAUUAAUAUUUCAUUAAGAUUUAUUAUCUUGAAAGAGAUUAAUAAAUGCUUGGCUCUUGAAAAUACAGCAGACCAUUAGGGGAAAUUUAAUGAAACACGGAAAUUAGAAGAAGCAACACAUGAAAGACUGAACUCGAGGUUUAGGUUUGAAAUUUGUGUGUAUUGGAAAACAGUUUUGAACCGUAUGAAAUGAUAUUAAAUAAUGAAAGUUAAGUAAAGGCUAACAGUCCAUUUCAAUAAUCAUAUGAAGUGUCUUCAUUUCUACUGUAGUUUUUUUAUAACAAGUGUGCUGUUAUGCAGAUAGGGAGACAAGUGUACUUUGUAACUCAGCAUCUUUCAGUUGAAAAUAUCCAGACCAAAAAGGAAUCACUGGUGAGAGCUGCACAGAUUGCAGACCAGUCUUUCCCUAGGCUGGGGCCUGUAAUGCACGGCUGAUUGUUCCCAAAGAAAAUUCUUUUCUUGCCCAGGCAGCUCCUGUCAUGUGACUGUAUAUCCGAGUGCCAGGGGUGGCAUCCAGUUAGGAUAGCUUAGGUUCAGGUAACUAAAAGAGAUCUUUGUAGUUAGUUUUCAGUUCUAUGGAGAAGGGAGCCAUUAACAAAUCCUCAUUUUUGGAGAGCGGAUCUUAAAUGCUUUGCUGAAACAUGCUUUUUCUCCUCGUUUACAUCACUGAUAGUUUCUUUGUCUCAUGCUGGAAACUAGACAUAGUAAUUAGCUGAUGAUUUUUUCUGUUACAGUGCUUUAGGUUUGUGAAUCCAUUUUUUAUGGUCACGCUUAGAAAUUGAACAAAACAGGAGUCAGAUAUCCAGAUGCAAUAUAACUGAUAUUUUUAGUGGCUCUGUUUAAACUGAUUUAACUGUACCAGUGCACACAUCUCACUCAUCAACUGUAAAUCUCUCUGCUCCUCUGUGCUUGCAACAGGCUUUCUAACUUGUUGGGAUAUUCUGUGUGUUAACUGUGUGGUAGUUUUGCCCAUGAGUGGUUUGGUUCAGUGGGGUAACAACAAAUGCAGGGCACUUAGAGAUUUGGAAAGUGAUUCUUUCUAUAUGAGACUGAAUGUGGCAAAGAGAAUAUGCGACUAAUUCCAAAUAUAAAAAGAAUAAUAAACUAGAAAAUGGUGCCUAAAUGUUGUGUGCUAGCCCUAUGUAAUUCAUUUUGUUUUAAAAGGUUGCAGACUUUGCUUAGGAAGAACUUCUUAAACAUAAAAAGCAGUAGCAGAAAGUGAGUCACUUAAGGGGGGGUAGCUUUCAAGAUGGCAAACUUCUAAAUAAAUAUUUUGCAUCUAUGCUAGAUCUACGAAGCAGAAAAAGCAUAAGCAAUAAUUUAACAUAGAACUGGAUAUUAAGAAGCUGCUAUUUAUAUGGACUCGAUGAUAAAGCCUGCAGAGGAUUCCCUUUAAUGAAGAGUUUAGGAAGAUAGGGUUGCUCUGAUUUUUGCGUUUGUAACAUUCCUCUUCAAAUAUUUAAGUCUGGAUGAGAGUUGUUAAAAUUCAGAGGCCAGCACUGUGUUCACAGGGCAUGGGCUUUGGGGAGAGAAGACAGAAAGAACGGGACUUCUUUUUAAGGCUGCACAAUUGUAAAUACACGUAUUUAAGAAUAUUUAACCACAACUGCUAAAUUACUGAAGUUAAUCUAUUGUUGAAUUAUAGAAUAUUAUUUAAUACAUCAGCAUUGUUUUUCCUGACCUGACCCAGAAUUGGAAUGGACUCCAAUAUGAUUUUUUUAAAGCGUUGUUGUCUGUAUUACAAACUAAUAAAAUGUUUGUUAACUUA
Molecule: messenger RNA, 7595 nt
Organism: Tympanuchus pallidicinctus (lesser prairie-chicken)
Lineage: Eukaryota; Metazoa; Chordata; Aves; Galliformes; Phasianidae
Gene: CHIC2
Product: cysteine rich hydrophobic domain 2
Exons: 6
Coding region: 159-656 (165 amino acids)
Source: RefSeq, a predicted model, not a curated record